Messenger RNA from Gilbertella persicaria, 3972 nucleotides. RefSeq lists its product as uncharacterized. The record is from RefSeq and is a predicted model, not a curated record. The transcript is spliced from 5 exons. NCBI's taxonomy places the organism in Eukaryota, Fungi, Mucoromycota, Mucoromycetes, Mucorales, Choanephoraceae. The coding region runs from base 1 to 3972 and encodes 1323 amino acids.
AUGUCAAGUAGCACUCACAACUCGCGACAUAGUACAACCAUCAUUAAUAUUCAUUCACCUGAAGAUGAACAACUACCAAUAGAAGAGAAUGAUACCAGUCGUCGAGCUUCUAGCGCUUCUCGGCAGCCACCAAAACCUUCACCCAAAGUCGAUGAGUACAGAAAAAUGAUUCGGCAUAUAGUAAGCAAGAUAGUGAAACGAAAAAGACCCCCAACGGCACUUUUUCGUUUAAGCGAGCUUUGUAGAACUACAGAAGUCUCUGACCUUUUCGAGAAUGAUGACACGAUUGAUCUUUUAAUACAACUGAGAUCAGCUCUUAUGGUCUGUCAUCAAGUUGGUCUCAGUACACAAGUAUUGCUACAAGGUCCUUCCAAAUCGCCCGAGAAUUUAUAUUCAGGCAUCUCGCAUUCAAAGAACGAUAAACGAUCCGAAUUUGACACUAUACUCUAUGUCUUGAGCGAUUUGAUUUUGAACGAUAGUCGAUACAAGACAGCAAAUCCAAAACCUUCUCGACCUCCAUAUACUAUGCAAGCCAUUUUGAUUGAUCUUGCUAUAUUGCUUGUCCAGAUUCGUGAUGAUUCUUCUGGUCUGUAUCAUAUAGGAACAGUGUUUAUGCCUGCUUUUGAGUCUUUUUCGGAGGGAACUAUGCUUAGAAGAUUGUUAUCUUUUUACUUGGAUAAUUUGUUACCCAAACUGAUCAAAUGUAAAGAUGAACCAAAAUCCAAAUCAAAUGAAUCAAGAAAGUCUUUAAAGGCUGAAUCUAGCAGUAACAAAAAAUCCAACAAUCCAAACACACCUACUAUCAAUAUCCAUAGUCCAGAGCCAGACAGAUCUGAUACACCAGUAAAAACAUCACAUCUUACAAUUGAUACUCGUCCAUUAACUGUUGAGGCAGCUAGCCAUUCUUCGCCUGUCUCACCUGCUGCAUAUAGUACGAAUAACAACACGCUUGAUGCAUAUCAUGCUUAUGCAUUAUUCACACCUCUUUUGUUCUUUAUGAUUCAAUAUCUUGACCCUUAUUUAGCAGCACAACCAACAAAAGCACAACAAGAAAACUUCACUUAUACCCUUACUCGUCAAGCUAGUUUGAUUCACAACUUUCACAAGGCUUUAACUUACAUGAUGAGUUGUAAACCAGACCUUUAUCUUGACCUAUUAGACAUCAUAUCACGCAGUACACCUGAAGUCAAGUUUAGGGCAUGUCAGAUUCUGUUCAAUUACUACUUUGUCAGUGUAGGGCAUAUUGUUGUUGCUGAUCCUUUACCUGUUUUGGGUACUAAAGAAGAGCUUGAAGUUUUGGAUCAGCAUCGCUUACAACAAGAGCUUGAAGAAGAGCAUCAAAAAAAUCAUCAGCAUGGUAAUCGCACACAACAACAUCGACCCAUACGAAAAACAACGCACAUUGUCUCCGAGAAUUCAGUAGAAGACCAUCAUAUUUGGUAUCCUCAUAUGUUUGCUGAGCACGAUAAAGUUUCUAAAAUACUUGCCAACAAUCCGUUUUCCUUUGGAAUUCACCGAGACACCACAGAAUCCUAUUGUAAAGAAUGCUUCAAAUCUAUUCAAGGUUGCGGCCUGCGAUGCUUUCAAUGUAAAAGCAAUGUGCAUUACAAUUGCUUUAAUUCGAAAUCGCAUUUCGAUGGUCAAAACAUGCUGUUCUAUUUAAAAGCAGGAGGCAUUCAGAAGGUUCUUACUCCACAAUAUUGUGUUGUCCCACCCCAGCCUCGAUUUCGUGACAUGGUAGAUUGUGGCAUUUUAGGAUGGAAUGCGAAGUCGAGCUCUGCUCAAGUAGGGCUACUUGGACAUAUGUUUCGGUUAGUAAAUAUCUAUACCAUUGUUGUCUGUGCUUGUUGUGGAUUGCCCCUGUGGGGUGUAUCAUUACAAGGCUAUCAAUGCAGUCAAUGCAACCGGUUUGUACACCCUCAAUGUCUUGUCGAUGCGGAAGAGAAAAACAGUUUUUUGAAGAUAAAGUCUUCCAAAGCGUCUACACCACACUCAUUCCAAACAUGCGUACCCCAAUCACCUUUGCUCGAAACAGACAUAAAGAUCUCUCAAGCUGAUCUAAACAAGAGUCUGUCUGACUUCUAUGGUGAUGCACUGCCAUUAAAUAAAGAGUCCUUGGAAGGAAGAAGCUUUGAAGAAGCAAGCUUGAUGCUUGAUGUUUUUUUGAUGCAGGAAGCUAUUUUGCAUUGCGGUGUAGCCUCAGGUUGUAUCAUCAUCACAAACGAGUCAGAUCAUCCUUUGCUCUUUACACCCUCGCCUUCUGUUGAAGCGUCCAAUUUACCUGAGAAUUUCUCAAAUCAUUCAUCAAGCUUAUCUCAAGCCAUCAAUGUCUACACGAGCUACCUUGAUUCCGAGGACUAUCAAAGUUCAGCAUUUUUCAAAGACUUUUUUGGUCAUUCUGAUGCCUCAACUAUCAAGCAUUUGCUGAGCAAGGAAGAAUUUUUGUGCCAUUUAGCUGCCAUGAUGAAGUCUCUUACUACAUCAUUUGGAAGUACCAUGACAGGUACGCCAACAGCUGAUAAAAGACGCUCAGCCGGCGAUUCUCGUGGUUUCUUGCAAGUGUCUCCUAAUCCCUUCACAAGCGCUGGAUGGGAAGAAGACGAAGAAAGCGAAUUUGAUGAAGGCCACACACCUAAUGAAAAUCUAGACAGAUCUAUGUUACUGUCUUGGGUCAUGACGAACCUUAACUUCAGAAAUCGCAAAGCAGCUGAAAUUCUAUUACAGCAUAUGCACAAUCUAGGCUUGUUUGAGCGCUUCGAUGCUUCACCAUUCCUGUUCUUGAGCAGCACGAUUGAACAAGAACCAGCAGUACAAUGUGUAUUCCCUGUACCUUUUGCUAUUGAUUUUUCUGCCAAUGUGGAAAUAUUGAUCAAUUCGAUUGAAGCGUGUAUGCGUGAUAUUGAUCUGUCCAUCAAUGAAUGUGGUUUAUUGUUACUUGUGCGGCGAUGCUGGCCUGAUCCUUUCAUGUCAGGCUAUUCUCGAGAGCGUUUGAUCCAUGCAAUUAUUGCUUGGACGUUUGAUGAAGAUGAAAGGUUAUUGGCCCUCCAUGCAGAGAUUACAUCUGUUAAUAGGCAUUCAAGUUUACAUCAUGCUAAACAACAGAAAAAAUGGGCACAAGCAGCUUUACUUGCGCGUAUGAAGGGCCAGAAUAUUUCAGAACGCAACCGACAGAGUACUUUUCAAUUGAAUACUGCAGCUGGCGUUAGCAGUGGAGCCAGUAAUAUGUAUGUGACCACACGUACUGGUUUAAAGGAUCGAUAUGUUCUGCGUUGGAUGUCUGCUGUUCACAAAAUGGAUCCUGAAGCAUACACAGAUAUUUUAUUUAAUGCUGUAGAAGAGAUCAUCGAUAGUAAGAAAGAAAAAUGUGCUAUACCUAACUGGGAAGAAUCCAGUGAUGUAAAGGUUUGUGAUGCUAUAACUCUGUGCGAUAAAGAGCCAGUAGAAUUGCGUAAUUUGGUCAAGUUGUGUUCUUCAAAGACUUUAAAUGCCAAGCAACCAGGCACUUUGUCCACUAAUUCAGUACAUCCUAUUGACUUGAUUGUGUCUCAAUUCCAAGGAAAACAAGGUAGUGAUCGUGGCAUACGUUGGUUAACACUUGCAGCACAUUCAGGUUACUAUACCUGUAGCUUUUUGUCCCAUCUGUCCAAAGUACUAGUAUCAGUUCAACUACCACUCGAUAUUAUGGUAUCAUUUGUUGAGAUUGUUUGGUAUCAAGUUGUCCAUAUUCCUUUGUUUGCUACACAGCGUGCUGCUAUUGCUGAGAUUGUAGGCUACCUAAAUCAAAGCAAUGCAGACAUACUUGCCUCCAUGAACGAUAACUCAUCUUUGCCGGAUGAAAGCUUAAUCCAUGUCCAAGACUUUGUCAAAUAUUCAGCUGCAUUGGCUUGUUUUGCUUAUGGCUGUUCUCCAAAUGAAGUUAUAGAAGCAGGCAUUGUUCCCUAUGUAGGUGAUCAUGCUUCUAAAGCCUCGUAA